UGAUGACGUUUGGAGUCACAUGCUCGCCAAGCUCGGCACAGUUCGUAAAGAACAAAAACGCGGAGGAGUUUAGAGAACGGUUUCCCGAAGCGGUCGAGGCCAUAGUCGGCAACCAUUACGUCGACGACUUUGUCCACUGUAGAGAAAGCCAUCCGAGUAACUGAGCAGGUAGCGUAUGUACACAAAAAAGGGGGUUUUGAACUAAGGCGAUUUGUAUUCAAUUCUGAACGGCUCACUAAGAAGAUGAAUGAAGAGGAAACGCACUCGUCUUGUGUAAAUCUGGAUAGAGACAACGCAGGCCUUUUUCAGAAAGUGCUUGGCUUACACUGGGAUACUAAUAAUGACGUUCUGAGAUUUGUGCUGUCGUUUACGAAGGUGGAUCCAGUUGUGCUCGCCGGCAAGAGGAAACCAACAAAGCGCGAAGUACUGAGUGUUACAAUGUCCGUGUUUGAUCCAUUCGGAAUGGCUGGCGAAUACACCAGGGAAGCGAAGCUUCUCAUCCAGUCUACUUGGCGUGCCAGUAUCGGUUGGGACGAGUAUAUUCCGGAGGAAUCAUAUGACGAAUGGCUAAAGUGGGUAAGAGGUAUCAAGCGUCCGGAAGAAAUGAGCGUGCCGCGAUGCUACGGGACACUGUUUGAACAGGAACCAGUCGAAUUGCACAUUUUUGCGGACGCGAGCGAAGUAGCCUACGCUGCAGUAGCGUAUUGGAGGACGUUAGCUGGAGCAGGUAUCAUUAAACCUAUAUUUAUUGCAGGAAAAACUAAAUGCGCACCGUUGAAACUUACAUCCAUUCCCCGUCUCGAGCUGCAGGCAGCAGUAUUGGCUACACGACUUCGGCAGAGCAUCCUUCACUGCCAUGACAAGAUCCCAAAGAGAGUGGUAAUGUGGAGUGAUUCCAAAACAGGGAAAUCGACCUGGAUUGACGGGCCAAGGUUCCUAGAAGAAGACGAGUUCAUGUGGCCGCAGGACGAGGUUCCCUUAGAUACGAACGAAGAAAUUCGCGCAAAAUAUGCGGUGCUGACGAUAAAGGUCGACGUUUCCAUGUUCGCAAGAUUUUCAACGCUUAUACGCAUGACCAGGGUGGUAGGCUGGAUAUUGCGGUUUCGAAACAACUGCUGGAAGAACGCGAGCGCAAGAAUCUACAAAGGACUAAGCGCUACGGAAAUAAGGCGAGCGGAAAUAGCGAUAAUCCGUGCGGUUCAAAUCGACAUUUUUGCUGAGGAGUACCAUUCCCUGAUUGCCGGAAGGAAGAUAGAACGGAGCAGCUCGCUGAAAACACUCACACCAGUAGUAGAUGAGGUAGGUGUGAUGAGAUUAGGCGGACGAAUAGAUGCUGCCACCGCUAUCCCUCCGCAUUCACGUCGGCCGAUAAUCCUGCCUAAACGUCACCACGUCACUGAGCUGAUAGUAGACUACUACCAUAACAUCUGGAAACACCAAAACGUAGCCACCAUAAUCGCGGAGAUACGACGGCGAUACUGGAUACCGCAAAUCAGAGCUGAGGUGCGUCGUGCUACCAAAAGAUGUAACUAUUGUAAAAAGGCAAAUCCUCCUCAAAUGGGGCAGCUUCCAGUGGAUAGACUCACACCGUGCGUAAGGCCAUUCACAUAUGUCGGUUUAGACUACAUGGGACCGUUCACCGUGGCGAUUGGUAGGCGAAGCGAGAAGCGUUGGAUCGCGUUGUUUACCUGCCUCACGAUCCGGGCAGUGCAUUUAGAACUUGCUAAAGACCUUUCGACUGAUACCUGUCUUAUGUGCAUACGCAAUUUCAUGAAUCGGCGAGGAGCACCUGUACGCAUCCGGUCAGACAACGGCACCAACUUCGUUGGAGCGGACAAAGAGCUGAGACGGCAGAGAAUAGACUUCGAAAAUGGAAAAAUAUUUAACGCAUUGGCGAAUAGAAACAUUGAAUGGGUAUUUAAUUGCCCCCUGAAUCCCCAUGCUGGAGGCUGCUGGGAGCGACUCGUCCGUAGCGUGAAAAGAGCCAUGGGACAUGCGCUAAACAACGACAACCUUCAGGAGCACUGCUUAUAUAGUCUCAUAUGCGAAGCAAAAAUAUAGUAAACUCACGACCGUUGACGCAUAUACCAUUGGACGAACACACUGACGAACCGCUAACCCCUAACCAUUUUCUCUUAGGUACUCCAAACUCGGAACAAACGCCACACCUUCACGAAGAGUUAUAUGGCGGUUAUAUAUAAAGACUUUGUAAUUUGGUAUGUUGGCAACCAUAAAUGUAUUUCUGAUUUUUGUAAAAACGUAUGUAUGUGGCAACGCUUAGCCAAAAAAAUGUAACCGAGGUGUUAGCCAUUAUGUGCUGUGAAAAUAGCGGCAUUCGUGGCUAACAUACCGGGAAGAACACACCAAAGUGAAAUAAAACGCAUCAAGCAUUAUAUUUGUGCGUCACAAUAAGCAAAAUUGGAGAGUUUUAUUUAUCGCCCGGAGCCACGAAUCAAAGGAGACAUCGUUUCUUACACGAUCCAUACAUUUCGUCAGUGUAUCUUGUACUCUCAUAAUGCGAGCCCCGAAAACGUAUUCGCUAUGCUUUCGUUCUCGUUGCUUAAAACCUUUCAAUACAAAUUGAACAAAUUUUAAUUAACAUGGGAAAUUUUAAAAUAAUU
Molecule: messenger RNA, 2621 nt
Organism: Rhagoletis pomonella (apple maggot)
Lineage: Eukaryota; Metazoa; Arthropoda; Insecta; Diptera; Tephritidae
Exons: 2
Coding region: 244-2061 (605 amino acids)
Biological process (GO): DNA integration
Molecular function (GO): nucleic acid binding
Source: RefSeq, a predicted model, not a curated record